Messenger RNA from Salmo salar (Atlantic salmon), 3274 nucleotides. Its product is annotated as tumor necrosis factor alpha-induced protein 2. The record is from RefSeq and is a predicted model, not a curated record. Gene Ontology annotation, cellular component: exocyst. Gene Ontology annotation, biological process: exocyst localization; exocytosis. Lineage: Eukaryota; Metazoa; Chordata; Actinopteri; Salmoniformes; Salmonidae. Gene Ontology annotation, molecular function: SNARE binding.
UUGUUAUUCUCAUCAUGAUUUACAUUUUAUCUGCAAGUGUCUCAUAAGAAUGACAUUCAAAUAAUGUUUUCCUAAUGAUACAUUAAGUGUUGUAAAGUAUUGCGAAUUAUUGUCUUUGACAAUGAUGAAUAGCAGUCGUUUGUCAGAUGUAGGCUAUCUACGCCGUUGUCUCCGCCCUCUGUACAGCAAUUGUUUAUACCAAAGCCUAGUCUACAGGUCUAUCUGUCACUAUUAGGUUACGAGUAGGUACCGAAUGUUCUGAGAGCAUGAAAGAGGAGGUGGGUGCGGUUGGACACGACCCGGAGCCAGCGACUGUUAAUCUAUCACCUGCAAUGGAGGGCAGUCCCAAAAGAGUACAUGGGAGGUUUAGGCAUAAACUGAAAAUGCACAAAAUACUAGGCUUUGUGCUAAGUCCACGGAGCCCCAAACCCAUAGUGGAGAGCAAUCCUCCUCAAACAGAGGUGGCUUUGGACUUUAUGGAGAACCUGAAGGAAAAUCGCUUGGUGGAGGCUUGCCAGCAGUUGCUUUUGCGAGAGGACCAGCUCUUUGGCCAAGAAACCAUGACUGUAGAGGGGUUGGGUCAGGUUUGCAACGAGGACGAUAAAGACAUGCUCCAAAAAGACUAUGAAACCCUGCUGCUCCACUUAUGGAUGGCAGUUCACACCACCUUUAGUUCCACACCCUCAGGAGAACACCUAGAGAUACUUCGAAGUGCGGUGGAAACCAUAACGCUGCUGGAAGAGAAGGACCAGCAAUGGGAAGGGCGGCCCGAGGGCAGCAGGGAGGCCCCCGUGUGGCGGCCACACCAGUGCCGGCUCACCCACGACACCCUGCUUGAAAAAAUGGUGGAAUCUCAAAUGAGGAAUGCGGCAGUGGAGGAGGACAAUAUUAGCGUUAGCAGUGUGGACAACCUGUCAACGUCCAUGAAAAGGGAGGUAUGUAGGAUGGGCAAGCGUCUGAAGGAGACCAUUCUCAGGGUGGCCAGGGACAUAAGGGACUGCUACCCCCCAGACUUUGACGUGUGCAACUUGUACGUGAGACUUUACCAUCAGAAGUUCUCAGCAAGGUUAACAGAACUGGCCCGCUCUGGGCUCGAUGUGGAUGACUGUAACUACCUCCUCUGCUGGGUGAACAAUUACUAUCCAAAUGACAUCUUAAAACACAAAGACCUUGAGGGGCACAUCAACAUUGAGUCUUUGGGAACUCUUUUAUCUGAGAAGGAUCUCACAACAUUGGAGGAGCAGUAUCUACUACAAAAAGAGAGUACAGUCAGGACCUGGUUCUCCAAAGCUCUCAGUAAGAAGGAGGAGGGUUGGCUCAGUGGAAAGAGUCCAGAACUCAUUGACGGGUACUGCUUCUGUCCUCUGGCCAUUGACAUCAUACAGGCUGUUGAUGGGACCAUGAGAGAGGCCAGGACUAUUCUUUGCAGUGAGGGUAAAGCCCAGAGAAUCCUAUGUCAGCUGGACAGCUUCUUGAUAAGCUAUAAGAGAUCUCUUGAAGAAUUUGUGAAGGGAAGACGGGAGAACACUCAGGCAGUCGUGAAAGCUAACCUGGUUAACAUUGAACAAUUCAGAGACUUCAUAGUGAGAAGAGAGGAGUCAAUCCCAGAAGAGAUCAAGACAAGCUGUAUGUCCACAUUGGCAGACCUGAGAGACUGUGGCUACGGAUACUUCACCGGCCCCAUACAUGAGGAGCUCAGGGUGCAGUACCGUAGGCUGUGGACGGAGGCCUGGUUUACUGGGGGUCAGAUGGUACUGGAUGAAGUUCUGGGGACACUGGACAGACACAUGCAGCAAUUCACAGACCUGAAACCCAUCUGUAUGGAGGAGCUGGUGGGCCGGCUCCACAUGGAGAUGAUGGUGGAGUAUGUGAAGAGGAUGAUGAAGAAGAAGAUGAAGCUGAAGGACAAGGAGCAGCAGGAGGCAGCAGCCAAGUUACUUGCUGAUGACAGCAGCACACUGAGCACCUACUUUACUGAAGCGGGGUCCAAAAUAAGCUGGCUGAGUGAGGUCCUCCCUAAAAUGGCGGAGGUGGUCAGACUGCAGGACCCAGGAAGCAUCCAGCUGGAGAUCGUCACCCUGGCUAGGGACUUCCCAGACCUUAGUUGGAGGCAGAUCUCGGCCCUGCUCUCACUCAAAGCCAACCUAUCCACGGCUGAUGUCCGCGGCAUCAAAGAGAGCCUGGAAGUGAACCGUCCUACAGUCACCUCCUCCAAUACCAACCCACCAUUCUUUUCCAAGGUUCCAGCAGGCACAUUUUGGCAAAUGCCAUCUUAAUUGUGUUAUUUUCUUGUUGUAAACUGUUUUUUUGGUUGAGAAGACGUCAUAUAUCCAGAUUACAACUAACUGGUCUCUGUUAUCAAAUCAAAUGUAUUGGUCACACACAUAUUUAGCAGAUGUUAUUGCAGGUGUAGCGGAGACUAAAAUACAGUAGAAUAGAAUACAGUAUAUAUAUAUAUAUAUAUAUAUACACGAGAUGAGUAAAGCAUGUAAACAUUAUUAAAGUGACUAUUGAUUCGAAGUCUAUAGGGCAGUAGCCUCUUAGGUCCAUGGUUAAGUAGCCAGGUGGUAGCCGGCUAGUGAUGGGUAUUUAACAGUCUGAUGUCCUUUUUUGGUUAUGUUGUAUGUAUCAUCAUGUAUGUUAUCAUCUAACCAGAUUAUAAAGAUGUCCUUUGCUUUUCAUAAAAUAUGUCAUAUUUAUGUCAUUGUAACUAGUUUUGCCCACUGGGCUGCUAGUGAAAUGGUUUAAGAAAAUGGUGAUUCACCUUAAAGGGAAUGGGUCAUGACAUUUAUAAAGCAUGUGACAAAUAACGUUUCAUUUGAAAUACAUAGGUCCAAAUACUUUUUUUUCUGUGUGAUUAUGCUGCUUUCCAAUGCUUCAUAAAUGUAUGUGCUCAGCAUAUGUGGGAACUCCUUCAAGACUGUUAGAAAAGCAUUCCUCAUGAAUCUGGUUGAUGGAAUGCCAAGAAUGUGCAAAGCUGUUAUCAAGGCAACGGGUGGCUACUUUGAAGAAUUUAAAAUGUAAAAUAUAUGUUGAUUUGUUUAACAUGUUUUGGUUACUACAUGAUUCCAUAUGUGUUAUUUCAUAGUAUUGAUGUCUUCACUAUUAUUCAAUAAUGUAGAAAAUAAUACAAAUACUGUGCCUUACAAAAGUAUUAAUCCCCUUGGCAUUUUUUUGCAUUCCAACCUGUAAUUUAAAUAGAUUUUAUUUGGAUUUCAUGUAAUGGACAUACACAAAAUAGUCCAAAUUGGUGAAGUGAAAUGAAAAAAAUGAC